ACCACAGGGUGUUAGCAAUCAAACGUUUGUGUUGGUAAUGAGGCAAGAAAGCAAUGGAGUCAAUUUCAUACUCUUGUUGUUGACCGUUGCUGUAAGAUGAUAAGAUGAAUCCGUUAACGAAUGUUAGAAACAUUGCCAAGCUGAAUGAGCAAGAACUGAAAUAUGGAAUCUUUGAUCAUAGAAAGUCCUGGCAUAGUCAAUAUAAAGACAGUGCAUACAUUUUCAUUGGUGGUUUGCCCUAUGAGUUAUCUGAGGGUGAUAUACUAUGUGUGUUUUCACAAUAUGGAGAAAUUGUGAACAUAAACUUAGUGAGAGACAAAAAGUCUGGGAAAUCUAAAGGUUAUGGGUUCCUUGCAUAUGAAGAUCAAAAGAGCACCAUUCUGGCAGUUGACAAUUUUAAUGGCAUAAAGCUUGGUGGAAGGACGAUCAGAGUGGAUCAUGUUGAGGAGUACAGGCGACCUAAAGGAGACGAAAAAGAUGAAAAAGGGAAAUUCAAAGAGAAAGAAGAGAAAGGCUGUGCUCCGCAGACACCACCAGAAUCAGAGGAGGAAGAAUCUGAUCUUGAUAAGAAAGGUAAGAAGAAGAAGGCAAAAAAGGUGAAAAAGAAGAAAAAGAAGAAAAAAGACAAUAAAAGCGAAAAGAGAAACGGAGAAGAAGGUCUCGAAAAAGGAGAAAGCAUGGAGUCUUCAGGGGGAGAAAGUUCUCCUGAAGAGGUGUCUAGAAAGCAUCGCAGAGAGGAUGCUGCUCGUACAGCUAUCGCCGGAAAAGAUAAGCAUCGAGAAAGCGAAGAAAAAAUUAAGGACAAGUAUGGACGAGCACACAGCCGCGAAAAGGAAGAUUCCAAAAAGCACUAUUCUAGAGAAGAGAGGUGGCAAGUACACAGGGACGAUAGAAAGCAGAGUGAAUAUUCCAGAUCUAGAAACAGAAACGAACGCCAAACUCAUGAGAGGCCUCGUGAUCAUCGUGGUAAACGAAGCCGCAGUAGAAGCCCACCAUACCGAAGGUAGCACGUCCAAUUUAGACUUUUACUCAGAGGAGUCAAUCAGGUACUGGUUCAGAAAGGGCGACCGCUGAAAUCAGCACCUACGUCACAGGUUUCGUGUUGUGGAAACGAUCACCUCAUUGAUUAUCACGAAGCUAUUUCGUUUCAAAAUCCGAUACAGCUCGAGAAUUGCAUGUCAUUUUUAUGUGCUACUUUGGUUGGUUUUGUAACUAACCACCUCAGAUAUAAUGAGUGCUUUUGACAGAAUAGGAUUUCCUUUUCAAAAUUUCCGAAAUAUCAAGGACCACUUUUGCUAUGCUACUUAGAUUACAGCAUAAGACAAUUUACACACUGAGGUACGCUAGCUAUAUAUGUAUGUAUAAUUUCGAUAUAAGGACGUAAGGAAGGAUGAUGGGACGACAAAUUUCUGGAAUGCGCCACUUGAAUGUUUUUGUAAUGGUGUAUUUUAUAUCGGUUUAAUGUUUAUAUAUGAUGUAUUAAGGUAACAAACUUGACCAUUACAAAAACGUGAAUAAUACUCUUGCCGUCAAAAGGAAGUUUCUUUUAUGGUACCUUUAAAUAUGUGUAUUAUGAUUGUGGUGUUUAUUUUACAAUAUCUACCUUAUGGAAUAGA
Molecule: messenger RNA, 1616 nt
Organism: Rhopilema esculentum
Lineage: Eukaryota; Metazoa; Cnidaria; Scyphozoa; Rhizostomeae; Rhizostomatidae
Biological process (GO): mRNA splicing, via spliceosome
Cellular component (GO): precatalytic spliceosome; catalytic step 2 spliceosome; U2 snRNP
Molecular function (GO): RNA binding
Source: RefSeq, a predicted model, not a curated record